AUGAAGUUCACUGCCUGUUCUGAUUGGUUUACUGUCCUUGGGCCACGGAACUGUGGGAUUUCAUCUCAUCGUGGAGCGGCCAUUCGCCAUCGCUCACCGCCGAGAACCUUUGACCUUGUGGACAGAGAGAUUCAGGUUGUGUUCCUUCGAGAUCAGACCAAUCCCAGCACCAUGAAUAGAGGCAGCUCCUUUGUAAAGAACUCCUCUGAUGAUACCCAGAAAUUAGAGAAGAAAUCCAAGGCUUUCAAGGAUAUUUCCAAGUACUUCUCUAAGGAAGAGUGGGCAAAUCUGGCAUACUCAGAGAAAAUCACCUACGUGUAUAUGAAGAGAAACUAUGAAACCAUGACUGGUCUAGGCCUCAAGGCCAGCCUGCCAAAUUUCAUGUGUCCUAGAAGGCCAACCAUAAAAUUCGGUGAGCGUGAUUCUGAGGAUAAGAACCCUGGGAAUCAGAAAGAGUUUCCUCAGGAGGUUUUCAACAUGCAAGAGAGAAAACAACUGAAGGUGCUACCUGAGAAGCGUGAAAAGGAAACAUCUGGCUCACAACAGGCUCCGAAACAGCUGUGCCCCGUGAAACAAGAAGUUAGCUCUGAUCAGCAGAUUAAGGAGAUACCAGGACCCAAGAUAGAGAGAGUUAAAGUCUGGGCCAACAGACUGCGUGAAAGAAAGUACCGCGUGAUCUAUGAGGAGAUCAGCGAUCCUGAGGAAGAUGACUAAUUCUCCCCAGGGAUGUGACAAGUGCCCAUGAUAAGAAGCAGAACCUGGUGGCCUUUCAUGAGCAUGGGCAUGGCUGUGAACUCCUGGCCAUCAGGUCUAGAAAGUGAAAGAAGGAGUUCACAACAAUGACAAGUUAAACCUGAUUUUUGUUACUGUGUUAAGCGUUCUGUUAGAUGUUAGAAUUUUGUUGAUAAGCAAGAUAUAUACCUAAUGCCUAUUUCUGUGUAUUCAUGCAUCUAUACCUUUAAAAAAAAAGCAAGUAUUGUUAAGUAGUCUUUGCACAGAACAGCACUAACCUCUCACUCUCCAGCUGCGACAGUUACUGAGCACAGUUCUGGGUGUUUGAUUCCACAUGUUUUUCUCUACAUUCACACACACACACGGUACCACAGUGAGCAUCUCCUACCUGCUUUUCCCCAUUAGCAGCGUGUCCUGAAGAAGUCUCUCUCACUGUUCAUUGGAUGCUCCAAGUUACAAACUUUUGUUGUUCAUUUAGCCUGAGUCAGUCAUUGACAAAGAAUAAACAUUUGCAAACUUUC
This is a messenger RNA of Vicugna pacos (alpaca), 1253 nucleotides long. Its product is annotated as putative protein SSX6. The record is from RefSeq and is a predicted model, not a curated record. Gene Ontology annotation, biological process: regulation of DNA-templated transcription. Gene Ontology annotation, cellular component: nucleus. NCBI's taxonomy places the organism in Eukaryota, Metazoa, Chordata, Mammalia, Artiodactyla, Camelidae.